CGGGCUCGGAAAAAAAAAAAAGGAGUAGGAGGAGUAGGAUGCAGACGAAAAGCGCCGGAAAGCAACACGCCUCCCUUCCCAAUCUCGCUGCUGAUGGCCGCCGCCCGCUGCUGCAGCGCCGCCGCCCUAGCCUAAUGGCGUAGCUGAGCCCACCCUCGCAGUCGCGGCCAAACCAAGCGACCACGCGGAGGCAACCGCUAACAGAAAGGAGAGAUUUUUGUCGCGGCUGUCGGUGGUUCGUGUCUUCGCUGCCUUUUUCCCUUUCGCUUCCUCCGCGGUUGAGAGGGGUCGAGGAUUCAAGGUGGAGGGAGAGUCGGCGGUUUCUCGUCGCAGGACUGGGAGUACAGCACUGGCUAUUAAUUAUCUGAGACCUCUUCUUAUCUACUGCAACAAGAGGGCAUCAAAGCAAGGGUUAAGGCCAGAAGCAGCUCUUCUCAACUCUGAACAUAGCUUCAUACACUGCUUGAUUGAUACUUCCGCUUCGAAGGCAUGUUCAAGAACCAGCUCCAGGAGCUUGCGCAGAGGAGCUGCUUCAACUUGCCGUCCUACGCGUGCAUCCGCGAGGGGCCAGAUCAUGCGCCCCGGUUUAAGGCCACGGUUACUUUUAAUGGGGAAUCAUUUGAGAGCCCGGGGUUCUAUCCCACCUUGCGGCAGGCAGAGCAUGCGGCAGCUGAGGUAGCGCUCAAUGAGUUGUCGAAGAGGGGGCCUUCAUCAUCGCUUGCUGCAAAAGUCCUGGAUGAAACUGGGAUCUACAAGAACCUGCUCCAAGAAACUGCUCAUCGGGCCGGUUUAAAACUGCCCAUGUACACUACUAUUAGAUCUGGACCAGGGCAUACACCAACGUUCACGUGUACAGUGGAGUUAGCAGGAAGGAUCUUCACUGGCAAUCCUGGCAAGACCAAGAAACAAGCCCAAAAAAAUGCUGCUAUGGUGGCCUGGUCUGAAUUGAAGCAGCUGCCUCUAGUAGGUGAGGCAGCAUCUUCAUCUUCUCCAUCCGAUCAUGACGAGGAGCAGGAACAGGUCACAGUUACCCGCACUCUUGAAAACUUGAACCGAAAAAAUGAAGGCAAGGCAUCACAUCAAAAGGAAAAACAGCAAAGCAAUAACCGCCCUCAAUCUCGGAGAUCUUAUCCUAAACCAUAUGUGUCAUUUUACGGGUCACACUUACAAAAUCAGAUGUACCCAAAUGUUGCACCAGAGCAAGCAAUGUACCAUAUGUGGAACCAGGUGCAAGCAACACAGCAGAAGCCCCAAUUUACGAUGGUUCCAAAUAUGGGCAACACAAGGUUUCAACCGCCACCAACUAUGCGCUCCAUGUACCCUUCUCCACCUAGAGGACAGUUUGUCAUGCCAGCCAGCCAAGAUGCUUUAGCUCUUCUUCCAUGUUUUCCUGAAGCUGCUCCUGUCCUUCCACGGUACUUCUCACCUUACCCUGCCUCCUACGUGCCAAGAAGUCCAUUGCCAGUUACUGUGCACACAAUGCACAGGGAAAGGCAAGGGUAUACUGAAACAGUUGAGCUUCCUGAUGCCUCAGUUUUAUCCGGAUACACUGCUCUAGAUUCCUCUAGUACUCCAGAAAAUGUCGGUCCAAGUCAGGUUCAACAAUGGCCUGAAAAUGGGAAAGAGGUGUAUACAGAGAGUAGUGCUGCCUCCGUGGAGGAGAAUAAAGCUCCUCAGACCCUGUCAAGCUCCACAGCACAUCCACCGUCGCAGAAGGUGGAACCAAAUAAAGAUAAUAAAGAGUCAAAGAAGCCAGUAGAACAGCCAGCAAAGUUGUCAUUGUCUUGUGUUGGAUCAUCUGUUGUACAAAGACCUGUCCAGCGACAGGGUCAUCCUAGUCCUGUUCAGCACGGCGAGCCUACCCACAGAAGUAAUCUUCCGUUCAGCAGGGCGACGCCACCAGAGUUAUGGUCUUUGGACAUGCAAGCUCCAGCGAGAUAUGGAGCUGCGACUCCUAUGAGUUCGUCAGGUUUGUUAUACCAGCAGCGGCCCCCUUGGUUGGCGGCCCCUGUUACAGUCCGAACUUCUAUCCCUGUGUGCUCAGCUAGGCCAAAUGCUGCGGUCAACUCUAACCCUGGAGCAGCAGCGCGAGCGGGGCCUGCUGUUCAGAUCCUCUCCAGGGAGGACCCUGAAGCCCACAGGAACACGAGACACGUGGGUGAUGCUUCGACGGCGAGUUCAGAACUCAAUAAGCUCCAUAUGUGAGCGAUGCUCCGACAGCAAGUUGAGAACAGUAGCGAGCUUUAGUUGGGGCUCGGACAUGGCAGUAUAUCAGUUUUGGCCACUUCGUUUCCACAUUGGUAUUUAGUUAGAUAGGAUGAACUUUAUAAAGAGUUGGGGAGGGUUCAUGCUCACAAUCACCAGGCCUGUUCAGAGUUCAUAUUAUACUGCUUUGUUGUCAAGAAAAAUGGAUGAGAACGAUAAUAUACAGAACGGAAGUUCCCUUGUGUGUUUGA
Aegilops tauschii subsp. strangulata is the source of this 2456-nucleotide messenger RNA. RefSeq names its product double-stranded RNA-binding protein 2. Gene Ontology annotation, molecular function: double-stranded RNA binding. Lineage: Eukaryota; Viridiplantae; Streptophyta; Magnoliopsida; Poales; Poaceae. The record is from RefSeq and is a predicted model, not a curated record.